AUGGUUGCAGCUUCCGACUCCUCACCAGUUGGUGGCGUCCGUAAAGCGCUCCCUGCUCCUGCUGCACGUGCAUGUGUUGGAUCUAAUAUUCGUGAACGUCUUCAAACAGCAGGGAGAAUGGAAGCCAAACCCAAAAAGAGCAUUUCUUCCAAGGCUGGAAAGGCUCCUGCUCUCAAAGGAAAAGAUUCCCUCAGAACAAAGAUGAGUGUCUCAGCUGGAGUAAAAAGGCCCUUUAAAAAACCCUUCAAGAACACAGAGGCCCUUGGGAAAAGAGGAGAGAAGCGCCCUGCACACAAGUUCUCCAAACAUGACAAAGGAGUGAAGAGGAGGAAGGACGCUGAUGGAGGAGAUGGGGGUCCGGUGUCUAAAAAGUGGAAAAGUGCUAAAUUGGAGCCGAAAAAACGCUUGUCGAAAGAGGAGCUGAAGGCCACACGGCAGCAGAGGAAGAAGGACGUGAAGAAGAACAGACAGCAGGCUGAGAGGAAGGACAUGUUCGACAUUAUCUGCCAGAGCAAACAGAUCUGGGGUCAGCUGCGCAGGAAAAAAGUGGACGAGCCGACAAAGAAAAAACUAAUGAAAGAGCUUCACAAGCUGAUCCGGGGAAAAUGCCAACAGAUGGCCUAUGCUCACGACUCUGUUCGCGUCCUGCAGUGCUUCAUUCAGUUUGGUAACCACGAGCAGCGGAAGGAUGUCUUUGAAGAGCUCAAAGAGGACAUGGUAGCUCUGUGUAAGUCCCAGUACGGUCGGCACGUAGUGAAGAAGCUGCUCAUGUAUGGGAACAAGGAGGUGGUGGCGUCUGUGAUACAGUCACUCAAAGGUCACGUGAAGAACAUGCUGCGACAUGCUGCUGCCUCCUCUAUCAUUGAGUACGCCUACAACGACAAGGCCGUGCUGUCCCAGAGGCUCAUGCUGACGGAGGAGCUGUAUGGGAACACCUUCACUUUAUGUCGGUCCUCAGUCUGCAACACCAUCGACAAAGUGCUGGAGGCCAAUGUAGCCAAAGUGGACAGCAUCCUGGAUGAGAUGAAGAAGAUCCUCACGCCUAUGGCCCAGAAGGAGCAGGUAAUCAAGCAUUCACUGGUCCACAAAGUGUUCUUGGACUUUUUCCAGUUUGCUCCUGAAAAGCAGCGGACGGAAAUGAUCGAGUCCAUCCGCGAGGCUGUGGUCUACAUGGCCCACACUCAUGACGGAGCACGCGUCGCCAUGAGCUGUGUUUGGCACGGUACGGCAAAGGACAGGAAAGUCAUCAUUAAAACCAUGAAGACCUACAUGGUGAAGUUUGCCACGGGGGAGUUUGCUCACCUGCUCCUGCUCUCCAUCUUUGACUGUGUGGACGACACCAAACUGGUCAAACAAGCAGUGCUGUCGGAGCUUCUGGCUUCACUAAAUGACGUCCUGGGGAACAAAUACGGCAAGAAGGUGAUGGCCUAUCUGCUGAACCCACGUGAUCCGGCCCACCUGCUGCCCGAGACCAUCCAACUACUGCAGAAGGGGGACGGCAACCAGCACAGUAAAAAGGAGGCGAGUGUCCGGAGGCGCGAGUUGCUUGAGGCAGUGUCCCCAGCCCUUCUGCAGCACCUGUGUGAGAAUGCCUUUGCCAUGGCAACAGACAAAUCCAGCUGUGUGACAGUCAGCGACAUCCUGGCAUCUGCCUGUGGAGACCUGCAGCCUGCCAUGACCGCUGUAGCCCAGCUCGCCAACCAGAAGCUGCAGCCAGGAGGAACCAAGGGAGUGCUGCACCUGGCGGAGCACCCAGCCGGACACCUGCUGCUCAAGUGGCUUUUGGAGCAGGACCUGACGCUGGCUGAGGCGGGGAAGCCAGAGCGCUUCAGUCGGAUCCUGGUGGACACCGUGGGGACAGACAGGCUGUGCACGUGGGCCAGAGUCAACCGUGGAGCCAUGGUGCUGAGCGGCCUGUUGAGCAGCUGUGAGCAGUCGGUGGUGGAGGAGGUGAAGGCAGCCCUUGUGCUUCUCAGGCCUGAGCUGCAGCGGAGCACUGAAACUAACCAGGGAGCACAGAUCCUGCUGCAGAAGCUCAGCUAG
Molecule: messenger RNA, 2043 nt
Organism: Knipowitschia caucasica
Lineage: Eukaryota; Metazoa; Chordata; Actinopteri; Gobiiformes; Gobiidae
Source: the annotation of a GenBank genome assembly